UUCAAGGGCAACAUUUUGGGGACCGGCGGCUGACGGCGUCGUUUGUGUGCUCUUCUUCCGCAACCGAGCUCCAGAAAACCCUGGAAAUCCCGGUCGCGGGGGAUUCUCCGAAUCGGAGAUUCGUCUUCGUCGAGAUCACUACGCAGAGUUCCUGUAGAAUUGGAUUAGAAGAUGUCGACCGUGUACGUGGUGGAGCCGCCGACGAAGGGGAAGGUGGUGCUGAGCACGACGCACGGCCCACUCGACAUCGAGCUCUGGCCGAAAGAGGCGCCCAAGGCCGUGAGGAACUUCGUUCAGCUCUGCCUCGAAGGCUACUACGACAACACCAUCUUUCACCGCAUCAUCAAGGACUUCCUCGUUCAAGGUGGCGAUCCUACUGGCUCCGGCACAGGUGGUGAAAGUAUUUAUGGGGAUGCAUUUUCUGAUGAGUUUCAUUCACGUUUGAGGUUCAAGCACAGAGGUUUAGUGGCUUGUGCCAAUGCGGGAUCACCACACUCCAAUGGGAGUCAGUUUUUUAUCACAUUGGAUCGAUGUGACUGGCUUGACCGAAAGAAUACCAUUUUUGGAAAGGUAACUGGCGAUUCAAUAUACAAUCUUAGUAGACUAACUGAGCUCGAAACUGACAAGAGUGAUCGCCCGUUGGAUCCACCCCCCAAAAUAAUCUCAGUGGAGGUACUCUGGAACCCUUUUGAAGAUAUUGUUCCUAGAGCACCAGUGAGGUCUUUGGUUCCAACUGUACCUGAUGUUCAAGAUAAAGAACCAAAGAAAAAGGCUGUAAAAAAGCUGAACUUGCUUUCCUUUGGAGAGGAAGCUGAAGAGGAGGAGAAGGAACUGGUUGUUAUUAAACAGAAGAUUAAGAGCAGUCACGACGUGCUUGAUGAUCCUCGCUUGCUGAAAGAACAUAUACCAAGUAAACAAUUGGAUUCAUCUGACGGAAAAACCUCAAGGGAUGCCCAAUCCGUUAGAGAAGCUUUAAGUUCAAAGAAACAAGAGCUGCGGAAAGAGUCCGGAGCUGAAUUUUCAAAUUCAUUCAGGGAAAUUGCCGAUGAUGAAGAAGAUGAUGAUGAUGAUGAUGAUGCAAGCUUUGAUGCAAGAAUGCGUAGGCAAAUACUUCAGAAAAGAAAGGAGCUGGGUGAUCUCCCUCCAAAGCCAAAGUUGCCUGAUGGGAAGUCUGCCAGAAAGGAGCGGGAGUCAUCUAUUUCAAGGGACAAAGAUGACGAUGAUGAUCAACCAAGGUUGGAAAAGCUCUCCUUGAAGAGAAAAGGAAUAGGAUCUGAAGCCAGAGCUGAGCGAAUGGCUAAUGCUGAUGCAGAUUUACAGCUGUUGAAUGAUGCUGAACGAGGUAGACAUUUGCAAAAACAGAAAAAGCGCCGGCUUCAAGGACGUGAAGAUGAGGUACUAGCUAAGCUUGAAACGUUCAAGGCGUCAGUACUCGGAAGACCUUUGGUGUCAAGUGCCAAGGUUGGAGAUGGUGAUGAUGAUUUAUCUGACUGGAAAUCAGUUAAGUUGAAAUUUGCUCCUGAGCCUGGCAAGGACCGAAUGUCUCGUAAUGAAGAUCCAAGUGAUUAUGUCGUGGUGGACCCUCUCUUGGAGAAGGGAAAAGAGAAGUUCAACAGGAUGCAGGCCAAAGAAAAACGAAGAGAACGGGAAUGGGCGGGCAAAUCUCUCACUUGAUCCCCAUUUGUACCCCUUGGACAAACUAAACCAGCGAUUGUUGAAGUGCAUGUUAGAGGUGGUAACUCUCUUCAUUGAAGAGAUUGAUCUAUUGACAUCCCAAUCUGUAUCAUUAGGACACAAAUCAACAUGUACAUAAUUUCUCCUUCGAGAGAGGCGGAUGAUCUAGUCGAACUAUUCUUGAAGUGGUACUAUUCUCGCUGAGAGUUUUGGUUCUUAUUAUUAU
Molecule: messenger RNA, 1900 nt
Organism: Rhodamnia argentea
Lineage: Eukaryota; Viridiplantae; Streptophyta; Magnoliopsida; Myrtales; Myrtaceae
Product: peptidyl-prolyl cis-trans isomerase CYP57
Exons: 10
Coding region: 172-1674 (500 amino acids)
Biological process (GO): protein folding; protein peptidyl-prolyl isomerization
Cellular component (GO): catalytic step 2 spliceosome
Molecular function (GO): peptidyl-prolyl cis-trans isomerase activity
Source: RefSeq, a predicted model, not a curated record